Messenger RNA from Solanum stenotomum, 1388 nucleotides. Its product is annotated as patatin-like protein 2. Gene Ontology annotation, molecular function: glycerophospholipase activity; monoacylglycerol lipase activity. Bases 34 to 1263 code for a protein of 409 amino acids. Gene Ontology annotation, biological process: lipid metabolic process. Lineage: Eukaryota; Viridiplantae; Streptophyta; Magnoliopsida; Solanales; Solanaceae. The record is from RefSeq and is a predicted model, not a curated record. The transcript is spliced from 7 exons.
AAAUCAAUUAAUUAUUUUCUUAUACUCAAAAAAAUGUCAUCAUCUGGUUCAUUCGAAUUGCAACCUCCAAUUAAUGGUAAAUUCAUCACAAUUCUCAGCAUCGAUGGAGGUGGCAUUAGAGGAUUAAUUCCAGCAACUAUUCUUGAAUAUCUUGAAUCUCAACUUCAGGAAUUAGACGGUGAGGAUGCUAGGCUCGCAGAUUACUUUGAUAUAAUUACAGGAACAAGCACGGGUGGCCUUGUUACCGCUAUGCUAACAGCUCCAAACAAAGAUAAUCGUCCUCUAUUUGCUGCUAAGGAUAUAAAGCCCUUCUAUCUUGAACAUGGUCCUAAGAUAUUUCCACAAAAUAAUAUGAUACUGAUUGGAUCAAUUAUAAAGGGAUGGAAAUUUCUAACAGGACCAAAGUAUAAUGGGAAGUAUCUUCAUCAAGUCAUAAAGGAGAAAUUAGGGGAGACUAAAUUGCAUGAGACUUUGACUAAUGUUGUUAUUCCAACUUUUGAUAUCAAGAAUAUACAACCUACAAUUUUCUCCACUUUUGAGGCCCAAAAACAUUCAAUAAUGGAUGCUAAGCUUUCCGAUAUAUGCAUCGGCACAUCUGCUGCUCCAACAUAUCUUCCAGCACAUAAUUUUCAGACCCAAAAUGAAGAUGGCAAAUUUCAUGAGUUCAAUCUUAUUGAUGGUGCUAUCGCAGCUAACAAUCCGACCUUUAUUGCUAUAAGUGAAGUGACCAAACAAAUAUGCGAACAAAACCCAUAUUUCAAAAAUUUCGACGAAAUGAAGCCCACUAAUUAUGGGAAAUUUUUGGUUAUCUCCAUUGGGACUGGAUCAGCAAAAUUGGAACAUAAAUAUGAUGCUAAAAUUGCAUCAAAUUGGGGUGUUUUUGGAUGGCUAACUGGUGGAGGCUCAAAUCCAAUUAUUGAUGCAUUUGCUGAUGCUAGUGAUGAUAUGGUUGAUUAUCAUAUUUCUAUUGUUUUUCAAUCUAUUUCUUCUCAAAAACAAUAUCUUCGGAUUCAGGAUGACACAUUAAGUGGAGCAGACUCCUCUGUUGACAUAUCAACCAAAGAGAACAUGGACAAAUUGGUUGAAAUUGGGACAAAUUUAUUGAAGAAACCAGUUUCAAGGGUAAAUUUGAAGACAGGUCUAUUUGAACAAUUAGACCCAACUGGUGGCACAAAUGAAGAAGCUUUGAAAGAGUUUGCAAAGUUGCUUUCCGAAGAAAAAAAAGUCAGGAAUUCCAAAGUAUCUACUACAAAUAAAUUGUAGAGGCGAAAUCAUGAUUUGGUAUAAAUGAAUCCUAGAUUUUAUGAUUUUGAAAUUCUGUAUUCUAGCUUUUGAUUGUUGGACCGAUGUAAUAAUAUUCAAUAGUGUGUUAUGUAAAAACUUUGUUA